Molecule: messenger RNA, 1106 nt
Organism: Lactuca saligna
Lineage: Eukaryota; Viridiplantae; Streptophyta; Magnoliopsida; Asterales; Asteraceae
Source: the annotation of a GenBank genome assembly
CAUAGACCACAGUGGUAGGUACAUUAUCAACUAUCAAGUGGAAGAAAAAAAAAAGCACCGAUGUCAUGUCCACAUUCAGUCGGCAAAAAAGAUAAAUUUUGAUUUAAUUUUACAUUAGUAUAAUCACGUCAUUAAGUGGGUAAUAUAUACUACAAGAAAGUGAAGAAGACAAAAUUCAACAGAAAAUCAAAAUGGGAAGGGGGAAAGUCGAGCUAAAGAGAAUAGAGAAUCCAACAAAUAGGCAAGUCACCUUCUCCAAGAGAAGAGAUGGUUUGCUCAAAAAAGCCAUUGAACUCUCCAUUCUUUGUGAUGCUGAGGUUGCUCUUCUUGUCUUCUCUCCUUCCGGCAAAGCUUAUCACUUCUCCAGCCAUGACAUGGAUAUGACUAUCAGGAGGUACAGAAACGAAAAGGGUCUGCAUAAAAUGAACAACCAUGGAGUAAGAACAAUCGAGGUAUGGAAGAACGAAAUGGAUGAGAUGAAGAAGACAAUCGAGAUACUUGAAACAAAACACAAGCAUUUGGCUGGAGAAGAUCUUUCAUCGUUAGGGAUAAAAGAACUCAAACAACUUGAACGCCAACUGAGGAUCGGAGUUGAUCGCGUUCGAUCUAAAAAGUGGCGCCUUUUAUCGGAGCACAUAAGUUUAUUGAAGAGAAAUCAUAAAGCCUUGCAAGAAGAACAUACGAUUCUUCAGAAAAAACUUCAUGAGCUGCUGAACGAAGCUGAUGAAUACUCAGGCUUGGAUUCAUCUGAUCAUGCAAUUCAAAGGUUUAUUCCAGAUGGGCAACCUCAUUCACCACUCAACAUGAACCAGCUCGGUUUUUCCAACAAUUGAUUAUAUUUUCGUCAUUUCUCCAAUGGUUAAGUUUAUUAUCAUCUUGUCGUUGUCACUAAUGUAGUAAAAUAUAUAUAUUAAAAAGAAUUGAAUUAGUUUGGUUACUAUAAGGUAUAUAUCGCGCGAGUAAUAGUUCCUAGGUUUGUUUUUAUGUAAAAUGUUGAUAUGCAUAGUUUUUAUGUAAAAUGUUGAUAUGCAUACAGAAGGUAAUGCGUGUGUACAAGUAAUCUUUAUAAGUAUUUGUCACUCAUGAAAUUUAUGUUUUUUUUCAAG